Anopheles marshallii is the source of this 1164-nucleotide messenger RNA. RefSeq names its product outer mitochondrial transmembrane helix translocase-like. Gene Ontology annotation, cellular component: mitochondrial outer membrane. The coding region runs from base 1 to 1164 and encodes 387 amino acids. The transcript has 3 exons. Gene Ontology annotation, molecular function: ATP binding; ATP hydrolysis activity. Lineage: Eukaryota; Metazoa; Arthropoda; Insecta; Diptera; Culicidae. The record is from RefSeq and is a predicted model, not a curated record.
AUGUCCGGAGUGAAUUUAACACGAAACGAAGUGGUGCAAUUCGUUCUACGUAUUUCGCUGCUAUCAAUCGUCACCUACUACUCGGCGAAAUGGUUGAUUCGUAACCUGGAUCCCUCCAACAAGAGCAAAAAGAAAGCCAUCGAACACGCGGAGGACAUUCUGAGGAAGUUGGGUCCUAGUAUGAAAAAAUCUGCACUACAAAACUUGAACGAGUAUGAGAUGGUCAUUGCAUCACAUUUGGUAGUGCCGGAGAACAUUGCCGAAAGUUGGGACAGUAUUGCUGGGCUUGAUGAUGUGUGCCAGGAUAUAAAGGAAAGCCUCGUGUUUCCAGUGUGCCACCGUGAUAUGUUUGCCGGAUCGGCACUCUAUCAGCCUCCAAAAGGCGUGCUUCUUUACGGUCCACCUGGUUGUGGUAAGACGCUAAUCGCCAAGGCAACUGCAAAGGAAGCUGGCAUGCGUUUUAUAAAUCUCGACGUUGCGAUGCUGACGGACAAGUGGUACGGUGAAUCGCAGAAGCUGGCUUCAGCUGUGUUUUCAUUGGCGGUUAAAAUUGAACCGUGCAUCAUCUUCAUCGACGAGAUCGAUUCGUUCCUGCGUGCGAGAAACUCUUCCGAUCACGAAGCGACCGCCAUGAUGAAAACACAGUUCAUGAUGCUUUGGGACGGGCUCAACACCGAUUCCGAGUCAACCAUCAUCGUGAUGGGUGCCACCAAUCGUCCGCAGGAUCUUGACAAAGCCAUUCUGCGGCGGAUGCCAGCCCAAUUCCAUAUUGGUCUACCGACCGAAGAUCAACGGCUGAAAAUUCUUCGGCUUAUCUUGCAAAACGAAAAGGUUGCACCGGAGGUGGAUUAUAUACAGCUAGCCCGAAUGUCCGCCGGAUACUCCGGUUCGGAUUUGAAGGAAAUCUGUCGUAACGCGUCAGUCCAUCGGGUACGCAAAGUGAUGAAAAGCAAGGAGAUGAUAAAUGCUGUCCGUGCGGCGACAAACGGAACUGCCGGUGGUUCAUUGUCGAACGGUGGGUGUAAUGGGGUGGCACAGAAUGGAGCAGUAGAGUUCAGUACGCCCGCCAUUACGAUGGAAGAUUUGGUAGAGUCGUUGCGUAGUAUGAAACACUCCAAGUAUACAACCGGAGUGCUGAACGAUGCUAGAAUCGAUUUGGAUUAA